GGCAGGCUCCGGCUCCGCCACUCUGGCUCUAGGCUGGAGUAUCUGGGGCUCAGGGGCUGGUGUAACCCACAGUGGGUGGGUUACACCCACCCACUAGGUGGUGGUAGCAGCCCUAGGGCAGCCUCUCCCGGCCUGGGUUGAGGUGACCAGCAGCGGUGCCCGUCCAGCCCCUGCCCUGCAGAGUAAACACUUCCAGCGCCUCCCACGGCACAAACACUUGCUCCUGGUGGGCGCUGGGCCAGGCCCGCCCCCGAGCUGUUUUCCUGAGAGCCUCCCUGACGGCUAUUUUGGGCCUCGUGACAGUAGCUGACUAGUGGGAAGGUAUAAAAGCCGCGGUGGGGCCUCUGGGUUUGCCAGACAGUCAGAGAGGGUUCUGCUCUGGACAGUGGCACAUCGGACAGAGGGUGGCACACUGUCCUUACCCUCAUCCCGACCGUCUGUCACCGGACACAGGGCUCCGACCGCUGGGCCCGCAUCCGCUGCCCCCAACUUCGUGGGGCUUCCCGAGCCCGGCCUUGCUCCUCCGCAUCCCUGCUACCCCCAGGGCCCCUCGGCCACAGGUGGCUGCUUCCCAGCCGUCGGCAGCCAUGAGGUCCCGGCUUCUGCUUUCUGUGGCCCGUCUGCCCACAAUCCGGGAGAGCUGGGAGGAGGUGCUGCCUGGGCAGGACCCUGUGGCUUCCCCGAGCCUGGAUGACUACCGGAGGUCCAUUUGUCAGCUGGCGCAGCCCACCUCAGCGCUGACCGAGGCUGCAGCCAGGGCCCGGCCCAGCAGACGCCCCUGGCAAGCCCGGGCCGGCGAGCAGAGCGGCCCCCCCGGGUCCCUCCAGGACUUCACCACUCACUUCAGCGGUCAGCAGCCCCCGAACACUGCUGGCCCCCGGGGCUGGCUCUCCGGGCAGUCCCAGGAAAAGCAGCCACGAUGCAGGGGCCUGCCAAGGAGGACGGCUCCCUCUGCGGACCCCUGGGGUCCUCACAGAGAGAUGGAGAGCAGCAAGGCCGGGGGGUGCCCCAGAGGGGAGCUCUAUGAUACCAGGGCACCGGGGCGCUGUCCGGUGGGACCGUUAAGGGACUGGCACCAGGGCUCCCGCGCUUCCUGGCAACCCAUCCAGGCCGCAGCCUCCCCGCCAAGCUCGCGCCCCAGCAGCAUUCUCAGAACUCUCUAUUUGCACCUCCCGGUGAUCCAUGAACUCUGACCCCUCCCCAGUAAAGGCUUCUGUACAGAGCAAGCUGGCCGCGUCACCUCUCCACUUUGCCCGCCCCGAGGUGGGCACUGCCCCUGGCAGGCCUCAGAGGGAAUGAGGUUCUGAGGGGCUGCCUGCUCUGGGGCCCUACCCCGAACAGUGACAGCCUCCCUCCCGGGAAGUUGUGCUGCGGGCCCCACGCUCAUUGCGCCCUCCUUGCUGACCACUUGGGCCCGUUACUGGAUAGUUUCUCGGUUUCCUCAUGGCAGAAGGGGGCCAUGGGACCUGCCUCCUGGCUGCUCCGAUGAGCAAAUGAGAUAAAAGUCACACAUGUCAUGGGGCACAUGUUGGAGUCCAUACCCGUUAGCUGCUGCCUGUGUGGGAAACAGGUUGGGGGGCGAGGAGAAGCGAGAUCUCACUCCCCCCCGUGGUUUCCGAGCGAGGCCCUGGGUGCUCCCAAGUCAGUCGCUUGGCCCCAGCUUCAGAGCCCAGGUUCCAUGAGCCCCAAGGGAAAACGUGUCUCAGCAAGUAGCCCCACUGUUUCAGGGGCGCUGUCAGGGCGGCAUCGGGGUACCUCAGUGGCUCCAGCUCACAAGUCCUGUUGAAUUAUCAGGAGAGUUUUCCCCAGACUGAGGGCCAGGACAGAACCUGCACUAAGCCUGUGGAUGCCAAGUGACUGCACCAGCUGAUCCUGCCCCCACCCAUCCCUACCCCUGCCUGCCUCCACCCAGGGACCUCAACUGUGGGGGGAGAAGUGCAGGGUGUUGUCUGGCUACUCUGUUCUCAGACAAGUCCAGGGGGCAGGGCUCACUCCUCAUAUCCUCAGGCCCAGGUCAGCCUGGCCAUUCCUGGGGCCCCAGAGACAGGCAAAACCCCGUUUCCUCGAGGCAUCAGGCAAGCAAGGACUAGGGGAGAGGAAGGAUUUCCCUCUCAGAGAGGCAGGUGAGGCAUCAGAGAACCAAAAGGAUCAGGCCCGAGAACCGGCCACCUGCUCCCUGGGCUGGCAGCACUGGCUGGCCGGGCAGGGGCGGGGGCAGAGAGGAGAGAAGGACGGAGCGGGGCUGCAGCCGAGCCCUCAGCCUGCUUCACCUCCCCCACCUCCUCGCUCCUCCCCCACCUCCUCGCUUUGUGGACCAUCACACGUUCUUUUCUUUCUUUCUUUAAAAACAAUUUGUUGUUGUUGUUAAUCCUCA
Molecule: messenger RNA, 2374 nt
Organism: Myotis myotis
Lineage: Eukaryota; Metazoa; Chordata; Mammalia; Chiroptera; Vespertilionidae
Gene: DEPP1
Product: DEPP1 autophagy regulator
Exons: 2
Coding region: 588-1193 (201 amino acids)
Biological process (GO): regulation of autophagy
Cellular component (GO): mitochondrion
Source: RefSeq, a predicted model, not a curated record